AUGCCCACAGGUUCUUGCAUCGGCGGCUAUAAGUAUGAGCCAUCACACGAGUUGAGCAACGAGGCCUCGUCCGAGGCCCAGAGCAGCUGCUCCGAACACCAAUAUCGCGACUUUGAGGACGACACCUCGAACACUACUCUGGGUCAGCUCAACUCUGGUAGCAAGGAGGAGCUACUGGAAGCGAUUGACAAACUUCGCAACGAGAACAUCGAUGCCGAAGUUUCGAUCCCGCAGAUAGUGGUCUGUGGUGAUCAAUCUAGUGGCAAAAGCUCUGUCCUGGAAGCCAUUGCCGAUGUCAGCUUCCCAAUAGGCAUCAAUACAGUCACCCGUUUUGCCACGGAAAUCAUUUUGAGGCGUGCACAGGACGAGUGUGUCAGCGUCAGCCUUCGUCCUGGACCAUCUCGUGGGCUGGACGCCCAGGAGCGUAUCAAAGCUUUCAAACCAAACUUCGAAGUCACAGGAGCGAGACAUGUCAAGGAGGUCAUAAAAGCUGCUCUUGAUCAUCUGACCGACUUUGAGCCUCACGGUAGCGUCUGGUCAGAUGUUCUUCGGAUCGAGCUUUCUGGUCCUACGAAAGAGCACUUGACGCUUGUUGAUGUACCGGGCUUGAUACAAGCGAAUGUAGGCACACGAAAAGGAGACAAGGCGAAGAUACUCGAGCUUGUGAAAUCAUACCUGGAGAAGCCAAGAUCUAUCGUUCUCGCAGUAGUCAGCGCACAGUAUGAUCUUGGUGUGCAGCAAGUCAUCGAACUUGUCCGGUCCGAUGAAGCAGUCCGUAGACGUACUCUCGGUGUGAUCACCAAACCAGAUUGUCUGAGAUCGGGAUCUGACGCCGAAAAAGAAGCUAUCCAGUUAGCGGAAGGCCAUCGAGUUCGCAUGGCCCAUGGGUGGCAUGUUCUCCGAAACCAGUCGCACGAAGAAGAGGACCGCUCAGCUACAAAGAGGCGUGAGAUGGAGCUGGACUUCUUCACGCAUGGUAAUUGGUCUCGAGUCAAGAAAUCUAAUGUUGGGGCUGAGAGACUGGCGCACAAGCUCAACGAAUUGCUUUUCGGUUGCAUCGCCACGGAGCUGCCGACGCUGCUGGAAGAGCUUGAGCUCAAGGCGCAAGAGUCGGCUUGUAGAGGCCUCUCUUAUGGCGAUUAUGAUAAAAGUGAAUUCAAGGACUACUUCGACGAUGACAGGAGCAAGCGUCUGCGGACUCUGGUCAAUGGCAAUACGGAUCAAUUCGCUGCGAGACUGCGGACCAACGGUUGUCAAUAUCGCUUCGUGUCGAGCGGAGCAGAACUCGUCAGAGGGCAAGGAGUCUCCAAAUCUCCAACAUUCUUUCCGCCAUAUCUGGAGAAGGGCAUGCGGGCUUUGGAUACAGUGAGCAUCGAAGUUGGAGCCUACUGCCAAGCAACUGCAGCCCAUCUGGACGACCUCCAAGGCCCAUAUCUUUCUGGGCUAUUUCCCGCUAAGCUAAUUACGUCCAUAUUUCGACAGCUGUCGACUCCCUGGAAGACCAAUGCUCAACAGUACGUCAAAGACUGUCACACCGCCAUGCGCACCUCCCUUGAGGCAGCUGUAAUGCAUGUGGCAGACCGGGUGACUGGCCGAAGGCUUAUGAAUAUACUCCUUAGCCCGGAGAUGGAUGACAGGUGGUCGAUGUUGAACAAAAAAUUGACCGAGAUCAUGUGGCCUCUGACAAGUGCGCAUCCCAUGACUUGGAGCCGAGUAUACACUCAGAAGGUAGCCGAGGACAAGAGAGAUACGAUGACAGCGUUGGGUGCCAUGGAUCCUCCAUCCCGGAAAUCCUCCACGCACAAUGCCGAUAUCCUCCAGCAUUAUCUGCAGGCUCAUGGCAGUGGUCUACCUCAGAAGGAGCGAGCAGCCGCUGAAGCUAUUGAAAAGGCUGAUGCGUACUAUCAGGUCGCACUUGACACUUUCGUGGAUAACUGUGCACUGCUUGUGGUUGAGGCGUGCCUCCUCAACAAUCUUAAUAAUGUGUUUGAACCCGAGCAAGCAUGGAAUAUGGACCCAGUUCGCCUUGCUGAAGUUGCGGCGGAGCCAGAAGAAGCUCGUGCGGAACGAAUCCAGGCUCGGGCCCAGCGCGUGGCGCUUGAAAGUGUCAUCAGCACAUGUAAGAAAUACGAGCGACCAUUGGAAGUUAUCAACCUGUCCAGCUUGAGCAUCGACGACACUCCCACACGCCGCGAGCUCUCUCAGCCCUCAAUCGUCUUUGGCGGCAACCAAGGACAAAGCGUCUUCAACACAGCGCCAACAAAUUCUCAGAAUAGUAAUCACGUCACUACCGGUGGGAUUUUUGGGCCCGCUACUGCGUUCUCUGCAAGCAAUGGUCUUUUUGGACAGCCGCGCGCUGUUCAAGCAACCGGUGGUGGAUUUGGUGGUAGUGCUACCGCCACUAAUGGGACUAACCCCUUUCCGUCCUUUGAAUACAAGCCGACAAUUAAUCCACCAAACCCCGGCCCUACGGAUAGUAAGUCCACCACCCCACUUCCACCUUAA
Molecule: messenger RNA, 2505 nt
Organism: Recurvomyces mirabilis
Lineage: Eukaryota; Fungi; Ascomycota; Dothideomycetes; Mycosphaerellales; Teratosphaeriaceae
Exons: 6
Coding region: 1-2505 (834 amino acids)
Cellular component (GO): membrane; cytoplasm; microtubule
Molecular function (GO): microtubule binding; GTPase activity; GTP binding
Source: RefSeq, a predicted model, not a curated record